AUGCCAGCGAGUCCCUUGACGAUAGAAGUACAGAGUAGCCAGCAUCUUGACCUUCGGAAUACAGUUGGAAAUAUACCUUUUCACUGGUACGAUGAUUGUGAGCACUUUGGUUAUGACAUUGAUGGAAAUCCUAUCAAACGUGUCGAGAAGAAAGAUGAGAUUGAUUCCUUUCUAGAGAAAAUGGAAGAUCCCGAUUAUUGGCGUAAGGUUUAUGAUCGACAAACUGGUUCAUAUAUUGUUUUAACUGAUGAACAAGUUGAAAAACUUGUAGCGAUUCAACAGUCGCGUUAUCCUGUUGUUGGAUAUAAUCCUUACCAGCCAUUCCUUGACAUCUUUUCAUCGAACAUUGAAAUCCAUCCAAUAUCUAAUCAGCCGGCAUCGAAAGCUUCCUUUAUUCCUUCACGUAGUGAACAAUUGUUAGUUGGAAGGAUGGUACAUGCAAUUAAGAUGGGAUGGAUAAAGCCUCGGCGGCCAAAAAAAGAUGUUUACGAUUUGUGGGCUAAUGAGGUUUCUGACAAAAAGUCUAAAAGUGAAAAAGCGCGCUUACGAAUGCAUUUCCCCGCUCCUAAGGUGGCAUUACCCUUUCAUUCAGAAAGUUAUAAUCCUCCACCUGAAUAUCUUUUUGAUGAUGAUGAAUUAAAAAAAUGGGAAGAAAAUGAACCUGAUGAGCGACGAAUCAAUUACAUUCCACAAAAAUAUAGUUCACUUCGUCUUGUCCCUGCUUAUGAGCAGUUUUUCAAUGAACGUUAUGAAAGAUGCCUCGAUUUAUAUUUAGCACCGAGGCAACAAAAAAUGAAGCUUAGUGUCGAUCCUUCUCAACUUCUUCCAGAAUUGCGUAACAUCGCUGAUUUGCGACCUUUUCCAACCACCCUUGCUUUUUAUAUGCGUGGUCAUAAAGGACAAAUUCGAGGAUUAUCAAUGGAACCGAAAUUUGGAGAAUUACUAGCAUCUGCAGGCGAGGAUGGUACAAUUCGUUUAUGGUCUGUUGGAGUAGGCCGUUGUCUGAAGGUUCACAAUAUGAAUGGAGUGGUGAACUGUGUAGCAAUUUAUCCAUCUGACAAAUAUACUUUAUUGGCCGCUGUUGUUCAGCCAUGUAAAGUAGUUAUUAUGAACUAUGAAUGUGGUGAUAAGCAUCAUAUAGGAAUCACAUCACAGUUUAUUUCUAAACUUGUUAUCGAUUCACAAUCAGAGCAGAAUGUAAGGUGGAGUAUUGACGAUAAAAAUAGAAUCAUAUUAUCCUUACCUGAGGAAACAAAGCAAGUGGUUUGGCAUGAAAAAUGUGAUUAUUUUGCCACACAUUCGCUUUCGAAAUCUGCGAAUUCAAUUUAUAUACAUCAACUUUCCAAGUGUCUUUCUCAGAAACCGUUCAGUCGUUUGAAAGGAUUCGUUACAAGUAUAUGUUUCCAUCCGAAAAAGCCGCAUUUUUUCGUUGCUACCAAAAAAUAUGUACGAAUUUAUGAUUUAGCUGGACAUCGGCUAAUUAAGAAAAUUAUCACUGGGACUGAUUGGCUUAGUUGUAUGCGUAUUGAUUCUUCUGGUGAUAAUUUGUUUAUUGGUGGUUUGGAUCGUCGAUUCUCUUGGAUCGAUUUACAACUUAGUAAUAAACCGUGGAAGAAUAUACGGCAUCAUACUGCAGCUAUUCGCGAUAUAGCUGCUCAUCACAGGUACCCUCUGUUGACUACGGUAUCAGAUGAUUCAACUGCGAUUGUAUAUUAUGCAAAAAUUAGCGUUGAUCCUCUUAAAGAGAACGAAUUUCUGCCAGUAAGGAAACUGCAUGUUCAUAAUGUGAAAAAUAAUGGUCUAUCAAUAUUAUGUGCUAUAUUUCAUCCAAGUCAACCAUGGCUGAUUACUGCUGGGGCAGAUGGCUUAAUAGCACUUUUUUCCAAUUGA
Molecule: messenger RNA, 1890 nt
Organism: Dracunculus medinensis (Guinea worm)
Lineage: Eukaryota; Metazoa; Nematoda; Chromadorea; Rhabditida; Dracunculidae
Source: the annotation of a GenBank genome assembly